AUGAACGUAGCUGCGGGGCCAAAAUUAGCUGCUGCAGUAACAAACGCUGGAGGUCUAGGAGUUCUUGGUGGCAUAGGCUACACACCAGAAAUGCUUCGUGAACAGAUAGAUGAGUUAAAGUCCUUCCUAACCGACAAAAACGCACCAUUUGGUGUAGACCUCUUAAUUCCUCAAGUUGGUGGAAGCGCUCGAAAGACAAAUUACGAUUAUACUAAGGGCAAACUCGACGAGUUAAUUUCAAUCAUUAUUGAAAGUGGCAGCAAACUCUUUGUUUCAGCAGUUGGCGUUCCUCCUAAGCGCGUUGUCGAUAGACUCCACAGUGCAGGAGUACUCUAUAUGAAUAUGAUCGGACAUCCCAAGCAUGUUAGAAAAUGUCUUGACUUAGGUGUCGAUAUUAUCUGCGCUCAGGGUGGCGAAGGUGGUGGACAUACUGGAGAUGUCCCUACAACAGUCUUGAUACCAGCAGUUGUUGCAAUGUGCAAGGGAAAAACAAGUCCUAUGACUGGUAAACCUGUGCAGGUUGUUGCAGCCGGUGGUAUUUACAACGGUCAGACAGUUGCUGCAGCCCUGAUGAUGGGUGCCAAUGCCGUCUGGGUCGGAACUCGCUUUAUACUUACCGAUGAAGCUGGUGCUUCAAAGGCACACCAAGAAGCUGUUGCAACAGCGGGUCAUGAUGAUAAUGUACGCACAAUUAUAUUUUCGGGAAGGCCACUGAGAGUUCGGACAAACCCAUACAUCCAGAAUUGGGAAGAAAAUCGAGCUGCUGAGAUAAAAGAGCUCACCAAAAAGGGCAUAAUCCCCGUUGACCAUGAUAUUGAAUCCCUGGGAGAUAAUAUUGACGAUGAGACUAUGGAUUAUUCACGGCCGUUCCUCAUGGGCAAGGCUGCAGCAGUGAUUCACGAAAAGAAAAGUGCUAAAGCUCUUGUUGAUGAGCUAGUGAGUGAUGCGGUUGCAUGCAUUCGGAAUGGAGAAAAGAUCAUUGCAAAGCUCUGA
Molecule: messenger RNA, 993 nt
Organism: Blumeria graminis f. sp. triticale
Lineage: Eukaryota; Fungi; Ascomycota; Leotiomycetes; Helotiales; Erysiphaceae
Source: the annotation of a GenBank genome assembly